This is a messenger RNA of Drepanopeziza brunnea f. sp. 'multigermtubi' MB_m1, 384 nucleotides long. RefSeq lists its product as uncharacterized. Lineage: Eukaryota; Fungi; Ascomycota; Leotiomycetes; Helotiales; Drepanopezizaceae. Gene Ontology annotation, biological process: urea transmembrane transport. Gene Ontology annotation, cellular component: plasma membrane. The record is from RefSeq and is a predicted model, not a curated record. Gene Ontology annotation, molecular function: urea transmembrane transporter activity.
AUGACCUCGUCUCAAAUAUCCUUCCGCUUGGUUAUGACUGCGCCCGCCUGCUUCUGGCACGCUAUCGGAGUCGAACUCGGCUGGCUCUUUCUAGUCAUGGGCCUUCUCAUCGGAGGUGCCGUAUUCCCAUCAGCAUUCGCAGUCAGCUGGGAUAAGCAGUCCAGAUACGGCACUCUAGGCGGAUCACUCUUGACAGCCUGGCUUGUUACUGCUAAUACCUAUGACGGCGAUUUGAUGGUUGCAACAACUGGCUCCUCCUACACCACUCUAGCAGGCAAUCUGGCAGCAGUACUCGUCGGCUUGACCCCAACGCUCAUCAUCUCCAUCGUCAAGCCGGAUAAUUUCAAUUGGGAUAUCACUCGCAGCAUCAAUGUACCUGCAUAA